AGCGUCUUUCCUGUUGUCGGCUCUUCGUUCUAUCCCGCCAUAGCCACUUGUCCCUUUGCUGCCGAGAGCGCCAUAGCUCGCAGCGGGAAGGGCUUUCCUCUUUCGUCUCUCUUUAAGAUUCCUGCGAAUCGGGGAACAUCGCUGACUCUUAGCCAUCGCAAUGGCGGCGGCGCGCAGCGCUUUUCUGGUGAUGGCGGUCUUUGUAGCGUCUGUGUUCGCUACCACUUGCGCGGCAGAUCUCUUUGACACUCUCCAGAGCGAUCAACGAUUCAAGGUCGUGGUUAAGGCCCUCGUCGACACGCAGGAAGUUGACGCUCUCCGAGAUCGGUCCAACGGAUCGGUGCCGUUCGUCUUCAUCGCGCAGACGGAUGCUUCCCUCCAAGAGGGUCUCGGACCUGAUGGUCUGGCGUGCAUCACCCGGCCCGAGCACGUUAAGGACCAUAUGGUCCAGAUUCUGCGAUUCAUGGAGGUGGGACCCUUGUCGCGUCCGGUGAAGACGGCAGCGGAUCUGUCGUCGGUUGCAGUCGACGGCAAACUGCCGACCAUCAACGGCAUGCCGAUCUUCGUGGAGCCUGCGUCGACGGCAAGCAGAGUCAUCCUCAGCGGCGAUGCUGAGCAAGAGCAGUUCUCGGCGACGGUGGCGGAGGUGAAGCAGAUCAACGCGAACGUGACGCUGGUCGUCGUUGCGAACGGUUUCCUUGUCUCUGCGCAGGUCGACGAGCAAAUCGCGAUGGCCUGCUUCCCGCCCGCGGCAUCGUCGUCCUCCCCCGCAGUUCCCAUCGCCGCGUCGUCCGCGCAUGCGCCGUCAUCGAAGAAUGCCCCGUCGUCGAAGAAUGCCCCGUCAUCAAAGGCUGUGGAGUCGGCUCCGUCUUCCAUGGGGCUCUGGAGAAAGUUGCUCCGGGGUUACUGAUUGCAAGAGCUGUGUUUGUGUGUGUGUGUGUGUGGAGAGAGAGAGAGAGAGAGAGAGAGAGAGAGAGAGAGAGAGAGAGACUUACAUUUGCGCUCGUGUCCCAUCAUUAGGUCGC
Molecule: messenger RNA, 1025 nt
Organism: Chara braunii
Lineage: Eukaryota; Viridiplantae; Streptophyta; Charophyceae; Charales; Characeae
Source: the annotation of a GenBank genome assembly